Messenger RNA from Adelges cooleyi (spruce gall adelgid), 2040 nucleotides. RefSeq names its product ufm1-specific protease 2-like. Bases 275 to 1954 code for a protein of 559 amino acids. NCBI's taxonomy places the organism in Eukaryota, Metazoa, Arthropoda, Insecta, Hemiptera, Adelgidae. The transcript is spliced from 10 exons. The record is from RefSeq and is a predicted model, not a curated record.
GUACACCAAUAAGCGCUAUGAAAAAUUGCUCGGUAGCCAACGUGUUAAGCAUACCUAAGCCACGAAAAGGACGAACAAACGAAAGUUUUAACACUGAUAGUCGAUACGAUGAUAUGAUAAAACGGCAUUUUACAAUACAUAGUUACAGUUUUCACCAAGAUGACGUGUGAGGUGUGCGUGAAGUUUCAUGCUAAAUGCUGAUUAUUAAUUGUUAAAUAUUUUACGAUUCUGUUCAUUUUGUGAAGUCUUUAAUAAGUUCGUAAAAAAAAAAACAAUGAAAGAUAACGACCCUGAAGUCAUAAUUUGUCGAGAAGUACUGGAGAACUUGAAAAAAAAUGUAACCCAAAAACUGAAUGAGUUUUAUUUGCUAGCGGUUGAUGACAACGAAGGAAUAGCGCCAAAAUCAUAUGUAAUCGGCUUUGUAGAUUCUUCAAUUGAUGUGGAAAACAAUUAUCCAUAUAACAUUAUUAUAAAAGGAGCUUCUGGCAAAGCUGAGCACAUUGAAGACGUUCAAGAGAGUUUUGCUAAUGAUGAAAAUUUUAGGAAUGUAGGGAAGUUACUUUACUUGGAUUUCAAAGAUCUGGAACUUCAGCUCUGGAGGUUAGUAAAAAACGGUGACACUCAGCCUGAAAAAAUAAAGUAUGAAGUCCAAUCAAAAAAAGAAUUAUGUAAACAAUUAAUAUACUUCAGAGUUUGUAUGAAGUUUGAAGUAGAUCAAAAUAUAGAAAACUGUGAUUCUUCAUACAUUUUGAAUUUGGUGGAUAAAAAGAUUGGUGUUAAACCAUUGUUUUACUUAAAAGAAGCUAAAAAAUUUAUAAGUAAUACAGAUGAGAAAAAUAUGAUUGGCGAUAUUAAAUCGGAAAAUAAAUCUGAUUAUGAAAUUAUUAAUAUUAGCGUUUAUCAAAAUUUAUCAAUGACGCCAACAGAAAAUAAAGAUAUUUCAGAUUUUCCAAUAAUCCAUCAAUCAAAUGAAACUUAUGAUGAAAAGCUGGUCUGUUGUCAACUAGAUGCUCUAUGUGUAGCCAGCAAAAGUACUAGUUUUAAGAGAAUGUACAACUUGUUGUAUGGAAGUAUUGUAAAAAAUGCAGAAGCAAUAUUUUCUUUUUUUGUGACCAAUUCCAAAGACUUGCCGGCUGUCCAUCAUUUUGGGCCAGAAGAACUUUGUCACUUUGUAACAAUUGUUUGUUCACAUAAUCAAAUUGAUUCUUAUAGUAAUUUGAGAAAAAAACUACACAACGCAUUCAAACUAUCUUUAAAUAGGCCGUUGUUCCGUAUAUCAAACGCUUAUUUAUUUAAUGUUACAUCAGUUGCUAAUGAAGAUGGGUUAUUGACUAAUGUACACGAGGGUCUUAAUCCUUCUGGAAUAAACAAUGGCCAAAUUUCAAUAGUUCAGGGUAAAUAUACUUAUUAUCAUUACGGUCAUGGAGGUUUUAACGAUCAUCAAUGGGGUUGUGCAUACAGAUCUUUACAAACGUUAUAUUCGUGGUUUAGAUGGCAAGGAUGGACCAACAAGCCGGUACCGUCUAUUCUGGAUAUUCAACAAACGUUAGUUGAUAUGGGAGAUAAACCAAAGCAGUUUGUUGGUUCCAAAGAUUGGAUCGGCUCGUUGGAGGUAUCUUAUGUCUUAGAUUCUCACUUGGGUGCUACUUGUCGAAUUAUGUCGUUAAGGCAAGGUGACACAUUGAAUUCUGUUUGCCUUGAAUUGGCAGAACAUUUCGAUAGGCACGGAACUCCUGUCAUGAUAGGUGGUGGAGUUCUUGCCCAUACAAUCAUCGGAGUUGAUAUCAAUGAGGAAUGCGGGGAAGUCAAAUUUUUGGUGUUGGAUCCUCAUUACACAGGAUCAGACAAUAUAAAAAACAUUCAAGGCAAAGGCGUAUUUUGGAAAGAAGCAUCGUUUUGGAAAAAAGAUGCUUUUUAUAAUUUAUGUUUGCCAUUGAAAUUUAAUGGCAUCUAACUCUAUAACAUUAUAAUUAAGACUUCCAUAAAUAACCCUGAUAAUUAUAAUUAUUAUUUUAAUAAAGCCAUAAUUAUACACGUGUA